Ogataea philodendri is the source of this 1362-nucleotide messenger RNA. RefSeq lists its product as uncharacterized. Bases 1 to 1362 code for a protein of 453 amino acids. Lineage: Eukaryota; Fungi; Ascomycota; Pichiomycetes; Pichiales; Pichiaceae. The transcript has a single exon. The record is from RefSeq and is a predicted model, not a curated record.
AUGAGUCGGGCAGAGGACGAUUUUUUUGCAUUUGCGGGCGAGCCGCUCGAUCAGCCGCGCAAGCGGCGGAAGAAGAAGAAGUCCCGGCCCGAUGCGGGCGCCAAGUCGCCGUCUGUGGGGGAAACACCGCCCCUGUUUGAGAAAAGCCCAGAAACAGAGGUUAUCAGUGUGGAGGACGCCAAGCCGGCCGCUUAUGGCGACCUGAUCGAGCAGUUGGGUCUAGAGGCAAGUGUCGUGGAGGCCAGGCGGCCUGCUGUUGUGAAAACGAAGAAAUCGCGCGCCGUGGAGCCCAGCACAGACGACCUGUUCUUGAAGCAGCUCGACAAGGACGUGGCUCUGUCGCAGCCGGACGCGGAGCUGGACGAGCUGCUGGAGAAGUACGGCUCGACCGAGCGCACGGUCCUGUUCAACGGCAAGCAGAUCCCGGUGAAACAGGCGGUUUUCGCCCUGACGGUGCAGAUCACGCUAGCAAACAGCGAGAGCCUGGGGUUCCGGCUGCGUGUGCGUAGCAACGCGCAAUUCAAGACGAUUCUGCGCGAGAUCAUGAACCAGUUGCGAGCGCACGGCCGCGAGCUUGCCGCGGAACAGGCCGCAGACACAGACUCGCUCGUGUUCUACAUCGAGGACCAGGGCAUUAUUCUGACGCAGGACCUGAAAGUCGGGUCGCUGGUGCGGUCUGGCGCGCGGUUGCGCGUCAACGACGUGGGCGAUGCGUUCGAGGUGGUCACCGUGCUGCUCACCGACGCCGCUGCGCGCGGCCGCAAGAGAGACACCUCGAUCGAAAAACUGCUCCUCACAGACGACCAGGCCGAGUCGCUCGACGGCGAGUCCGACGAGCUGAUCCUGACGCUCGUGGACCCGCAGCGCGGCGGCCAGACCACCGCGGUCUCGGCCAGGGUCGGCACCACGGUCAAGGAGCUGCUGGACGUUUUUUUAGUGCGCAUGAACUAUCCAGACGGGCUGGCCAUCGACUUACAGCAUAAAGGACUCGUGCUGGACCACAACACGCUGGUUUCCUUGGACCUGAGAGACAACGACGUGCUGGAGGUGUUGUACAACAUACACGACCUGGACAAGUUCCAGGACCAGGCCGUGUCCAGCGACGAAGACGUGAUCGAGACCACCACGUCCGACAACUACUUCUCCAUCAAGCUCAAGGGCCGGGACCGCAAAGAGGUGCGUGCCAGAGUCAACCCAGAUACCCGGAUCGAGGCCAUUGCGCGGUUCUAUCUACAAAAAUGCGGUCUGGGUCCAGAAACCCAGGUGCGUCUUAUUUUCGACGACGAGGCACUGGACCCUGGCCAGACCGUCGGCCAGACAGAGCUGGAGGACGACUAUUUGGUGGACGUUGAGAUUAUAUGA